Molecule: messenger RNA, 3498 nt
Organism: Pezoporus occidentalis (night parrot)
Lineage: Eukaryota; Metazoa; Chordata; Aves; Psittaciformes; Psittacidae
Gene: YAP1
Product: Yes1 associated transcriptional regulator
Exons: 9
Coding region: 261-1781 (506 amino acids)
Biological process (GO): positive regulation of transcription by RNA polymerase II; hippo signaling
Cellular component (GO): nucleus; cytoplasm
Molecular function (GO): protein binding; transcription coactivator activity
Source: RefSeq, a predicted model, not a curated record
GUUUGGUGUGUUGUGCGAGUUAGUUUCCGCCGCCGGGACAGAGGCGCCGGCCGGGCUGGGCCGCACUCGGGAAAGAGCCGCACGCUGAGAGUUGUUUUGCCAGUUGCUGCGGCUGGGUCGGUUUCCCUGCCGAGGGGCGAGAAGCACCGACCACAGCAAGGACGAGACGCGGCCCAGGGAGCGGGGCAUGCGGGGCCGGGAAUCCGGGCUCUGAGCCGCCGAGCCCCGCCAGGAAAGCGCCGGGGGGUCCCGACGGAGCCAUGGAUCCCGGGCAGCCUCAACAGCAGCAGCCGCCGCAGGCAUCGCAGCCCCCGGCCUCGCAGCAGGCACCGCCGCAGCCACCGGGCGCGGUGUCGGGGGCCCCGUCCGGCGCGGCGCAGCCCCCAGGCGCCGGCCCCCCCCCGGCGGGACACCAGAUCGUACAUGUGCGGGGCGACUCGGAGACCGACUUAGAGGCGCUGUUCAACGCCGUGAUGAACCCCAAGGGCGCCAACGUGCCGCACACGCUGCCCAUGCGGCUUCGGAAGCUGCCCGACUCCUUCUUCAAGCCGCCCGAGCCCAAGGCCCACUCCCGCCAGGCCAGCACUGAUGCAGGGACAGCAGGAGCCCUGACCCCACAGCAUGUCCGAGCUCAUUCCUCUCCAGCAUCGCUGCAGCUGGGAGCUGUUUCUCCAGGGACACUUACACCCUCUGGAGUAGUGACUGGACCUGGAGCUCCAGCCUCUCAACAUCUCCGCCAGUCUUCAUUUGAGAUCCCUGAUGAUGUGCCUUUGCCACCAGGUUGGGAGAUGGCUAAGACGCCAUCUGGACAGAGAUACUUCCUUAAUCACAUUGAUCAGACAACAACAUGGCAGGAUCCUAGGAAGGCCAUGCUUUCCCAGAUGAAUGUUACAGCUCCCACCAGUCCUUCUGUGCAGCAGAACAUCAUGAACUCAGCAUCAGGCCCACUCCCCGAUGGAUGGGAACAAGCUAUGACCCAGGAUGGAGAAAUUUACUACAUAAACCAUAAGAACAAGACCACAUCUUGGCUAGACCCAAGGCUUGACCCACGCUUUGCCAUGAAUCAGCGAAUCAGCCAAAGUGCUCCAGUGAAACAGCCACCUCCUCUGGCCCCUCAGAGUCCCCAGGGUGGUGUGAUGGGUGGCAGUAGCUCCAACCAGCAACAACAGAUGAGACUUCAGCAGCUACAGAUGGAGAAGGAAAGGCUGAGACUGAAGCAUCAAGAACUGCUUCGGCAGGUGAGGCCACAGGCAUUGCGGAAUAUCAAUCCCAGCACAGCAAAUUCUCCAAAACAUCAGGAAUUGGCUCUCCGUAGCCAGCUUCCAACAAUGGAACAAGACGGUGGAUCUCAAAAUCCUGUGUCAUCUCCUGGAAUGUCUCAGGAACUGAGAACAAUGACUACAAAUAGUUCUGAUCCCUUUCUUAACAGUGGAACAUAUCACUCCAGAGAUGAAAGCACAGACAGUGGACUUAGCAUGAGCAGUUACAGUGUACCCAGAACCCCUGAUGACUUCCUGAACAGUGUGGAUGAGAUGGAUACAGGUGACAGUAUCAGCCAAAGCAACAUACCGUCCCAUCAGAACCGUUUCCCAGACUACCUUGAAGCCAUUCCAGGGACAAAUGUGGACCUUGGGACACUGGAAGGAGAUGGGAUGAAUAUAGAAGGAGAAGAACUGAUGCCAAGUCUGCAAGAGGCUUUAAGCUCUGACAUCCUUAAUGACAUGGAAUCUGUCUUGGCAGCCACCAAGCUAGAUAAAGAGAGUUUUCUUACUUGGUUAUAGGGGCCUCAGGGAGACUGAAUUCUGAAUCUGUGAAGGAUCUAAGGAGAUUAGGACAUCUGUAUCUGAAGCUCAGACCAAGCCAGUGUGGUACACUUGGGCUUGUGUUCAGAAAAAGUAAAUGAACAAAUACUCAACAAGAUUCUUUUGUUUUGCUCUUCCUUGUCCAUCGCUGCUGUUAUAUAUUGCUGACUUUUUUCCACAGUUGACUCUGAAGAACAGACAUCUGCUUGAUCUUUUUCUAUUGCUGUUGCAACUACUGUUCAAGGGGGGUGGGGAGGGAUGAUGAGCCUAUUUGGAUGACGAGUGCCAUUCCUUUUGUCCUAGUGUGCGCUUGCAUAUCAUUUUAUCUAAGUACUCAGAUUGAGAGUUAAUUUCUGCAUGUCACUGCUUGUAGUUUGCUCAGCUAGUUGUUUGCUGCUGCCUGUGGCAAGUGGUAAAACAUGACAUGCUGGGGUGACAAGCCAAAAAUGAUGUAUCUGGUCAAAAGAAGUCAAUACUGAUUUGGAGAAAUGACUUAAAGGAGGGCUGAAGACUGUUUGGCAUUAAGUGUUUCUACUAGUAGCUCUUUCAUUAGUCACAAAGUGCUCUUGUUCAUAUUUUAUAGUAAAUCAUGAGUCAUUUUACAUAGAAACGUAUAUGAACUUUGAUUGUUGCCACGUAUUCUAGCCUAACUUUUGUUUGUCAGAAAUACUUUGAUUAUUUUUGUUGGUUGGUUUAACUGUAGCUGUAGGAUGGGAAGUAAUUCUAGGUGUUCUUUUUUUUUUUUAUUAGUGAAAUCUAAGUUUUUUUCUGAUUUCACGUAGUCUUAUUUAAAUCUGAAUUGUCUGCUUUUUUUAUACUUAAAACAUGCCUAUUGUAGCCUGGUAAGCUAGUGAGUACGUAAACCAGUAUGUUUUGCCUGUAACUUUUUUAUUGUUUUUAAGGCUAGCUUUGAAUGUAAUCAGUAGAAUUCAUGACCAGUGGCUUAUUUUUCAUGUUUAUUUGCAAGAUUUUUAAUUAGAAUCUGAUUGCAGCAAUAUAAAAGUUAGAAUCCUAGCUGUCAUACGUACAAUUCUUGUACAUACUGUAAAGUAGCAGAAACCAUUUUAAAAUGACAGAUGCAUCUAAUCUCUCUUCUGGUUUUCAGUUUUGAUAUCUGAGUUUAGAUUUUCAAGUCCUUAAUGGGGAAAAAAACUAUGAAAAGUUUCUCAUAAAUUAGCAUGGAAGAAGUAUGAACUAUUAAUACCACUCUUAAGUUGCAGUGAAAAGGCUAGAACACCAAAAAACAAAUCCUCAAGAAAAAUUAUAAAUGUAAUAGUUAUCAAAUCCUGUUUGGUGAAAAAUAAGCCCUGGACACUAUAUGUAGAAGAAUGUAAAGAUAUGUGUUAGAUGGUGACGUGAGCAGGUAAUGAAGUGUAUAUUAGUGGUAGAGCUUAGUAUGGGGUAGAGGUGAAUAUGAAUUAUCUUUAUUUUACAGGAAAAGAUGUAUCACUAAGUUGUUUGCAGGAGUUGACACAGUUUCCAAAGAGUAUUUUUAAAUGAACAAAAUGAGCAUGAAUCAAACUUUCAGUAUAAGCUAUGAAGUAUUGUGGGGUUUUAGGGUAUUUUUCUGAUGAAAAACAGUGUCACCAGUUAACACCUCUAUAACUAAGGGCCUGUCACCAUCCUCAAUAUGAGCCUUUAUUUUCAAGGGUGUUUAACAUGACUAUAAAUAUACUGUAAUCAUGAAACUUGGUUU